Chiloscyllium plagiosum (whitespotted bambooshark) is the source of this 1510-nucleotide messenger RNA. Its product is annotated as C-C chemokine receptor type 4-like. Gene Ontology annotation, cellular component: external side of plasma membrane; membrane. Gene Ontology annotation, molecular function: C-C chemokine receptor activity; C-C chemokine binding. Gene Ontology annotation, biological process: cell chemotaxis; calcium-mediated signaling; positive regulation of cytosolic calcium ion concentration. The record is from RefSeq and is a predicted model, not a curated record. Lineage: Eukaryota; Metazoa; Chordata; Chondrichthyes; Orectolobiformes; Hemiscylliidae.
UACUGCAGCAUUUAGUGCUCCGGCAAUCAUUUGUGUGGAUAUUGAGAGAAUAUAUAAUUGCCUGUCUGAAAGGAAAUUAAGUCUUGCUUUUUAUGGAAAGAUGGAUCACAGGAUGAACACAACUGAAAAUCUGUUCAGCACGUUCAGUGACUACAAUUACGACGAACAGUAUGCUCCAUGUGAUAUGGGAUCUGCAAAUGUUUUUGGUGCAACCUUCCUACCAGUCCUGUACUCCCUCGUGUUUCUCUUUGGUCUACUAGGGAACACACUUGUGUUGUGGGCUGUUUUAAAACAUAGACGUCUUACGAAAUUGACAGACAUUUAUCUUUUCAAUUUAUCAUUGUGUGACUUGCUGUUUGUGAGCACACUUCCUUUCUGGGCAUAUUCUGCUGCAAAUCAAUGGAUUUUUGGAGAAGCCUUUUGCAAGAUUGUUUCUGCUGCUUAUGAGCUUGGCUACAAUGGUGGCACAAUGUUCAUAAUCUUGAUAACUGUAGACCGCUACCUUGCAAUUGUUCACGCUGUAUUUUCGGUCAGGACUAGGACUGUUCGAAAUGGGAUCAUUUCAAGUGUAGUGAUGUGGUGUGUAGCUUUGGUUGCCUCAUUUCCCACAAUGAUAUUUAACAAAAUUGAAAGAGUUGGGGAAAGAUUUGUUUGCCAUUCUUUCUUUCCACAGGACAAUGUUUCAAAUUGGAAACUUUUUAUCCUUUUCAAAUCCAUUGUUUUGGGUUUUUGUGUUCCAUUAGCUUUUAUAGUUUUCUGUUAUACAAGAAUAAUUCAAACCCUGCAUAAAAACAGGAGCUAUAAGAAACACAGGGCUAUAAAACUUAUAUUUACUGUGGUCAUUGUGUUUUUUGUAUUUUGGACACCGUACAAUGUUGUGAUGUUGCUGGAGUCAUUGAGAGAACAGAAUGUUUUAACAGGCUGUGAGUUCCGAAUACAUCUACUGAUUGCCCAGCAAGUAACUGAAUCCUUGACGUUUGUACACUGCUGUUUAAACCCAGUCAUUUAUGCAUUUCUGGGUGAAAGAUUUCGAUUCUAUCUCCGCAGACUUCUUUACAGCUGUUUGCCCCCAUCAUUUAGAUAUAAAAUCAGUGACCAAUCUAAUUCUUGUGUUUUACCUGCUUCUGUCCGUUCACAAUUCUCUGGGGACCACGAUUCCUCCACACUUCUGUAGUUCAGUAUUUCAGGUGCCAUAUUGCAAUAUGGAGUUACAAUACAUUUACAGGGAACCUUUAAGUCUUUCCCUUUUGAAUGAAUUCUCUCUAAAGUUGUUUCUGUUUUUGGACCUUUUUUGUCAUUUAAAGAGCUAUUUAUCAUUUUAACGUCCCUAUUUAUCAUUUUAACUUCCCUUACUUCAUGUCAUGUCGUGCAUUAUUGUGCCUCUCAGCUCAUUACAUCAUCCGCAAUGCCCCCUCGUUGUGCUGUGAAAGAUGGUACCAUUGUAUGAGUCCCACAGUUAAGAUCGUUUUUCUGAAUUGUUCUCUGCUCAGUGAAUGAAGUAAACUUCAUU